UACUUCAUGCAACUUAAACAGCAUCGCAUAGAUUUGCACCAGUGACUAGCUGCUAUCGAAGCUCCUUGCUGGUCAAAACGAACCCAAUUGGGCAAUGGUUUUCGAAUCAAGAAUUUGCCGCCUUUAUAGAAGUCCUCUUCAUCACCUACAAUUCACACUUCCUUCUCCGAUUUUCAAGUUUCAAAAUAGCCGCUUUUCGACCUCUAUAUCCAACUAUAUUUCCUACACAAACCUCCUUUCACACCUUUCCAAAACUAAGUCUUUAACCCCAGGUUUUCAAAUCCAUGCCCAUUUAACCAAACUUGGAUUAUCUAAUCAUAGUAAAUAUAGGAACCAUUUAGUUAAUUUGUAUUCAAAAUGUGGUAUUUUUCAAUAUGCACAGAAACUGAUUGAUGAAAGUCCUGAACCAGAUUUGGUUUCUUGGUCAUCUUUGAUUUCUGGGUAUUCCCAGAAUGGUUUUGGUAAAGAUGCUAUAUGGGGCUUUUUAAAAAUGCAUUCUUUGGGUCUUAGAUGUAAUGAGUUUACUUUUCCUAGUGUGCUUAAGGCAUGUUCUAUUGAGAAGGAGCUUUUUCUUGGUAAGCAGCUUCAUGGGGUUGUUGUGGUUACAGGAUUCGAUUCUGAUGUUUUCGUUGCGAAUACUUUGGUUGUUAUGUACGCGAAAUGUGGCGAGUUUGUGGAUUCUAGGAUGUUGUUUGAGGAAAUCCCGGAAAGAAAUGUUGUUUCUUGGAAUGCGUUGUUUUCUUGUUACACGCAAAAUGAUUUUUUUAGUGAGGCGAUGUGUAUGUUUCGUGACAUGAUUGGUAGUGGAGUCAGGCCGGAUGAAUAUAGUUUAUCUAAUAUAUUGAAUGCUUGUACUGGGUUAGUAGAUAUUGUUGAAGGAAAGAAAAUACAUGGGUAUUUGGUGAAGCUUGGCUAUGGUUCAGAUCCGUUCUCAUCUAAUGCACUCGUCGACAUGUAUGCAAAAGGGGGAGAUCUUAAGGAUGCCAUUACAGCUUUUGAGGGAAUUGUGGUACCUGACAUUGUUUCAUGGAAUGCUAUUAUUGCUGGUUGUGUUCUUCAUGAAUGCCAAUGGCAAGCUAUAGAUAUGUUGAAUCAGAUGAGAAGGUCAGGAAUUUGGCCAAACAUGUUCACAUUAUCGAGUGCUCUCAAGGCUUGUGCUGCACUAGAGCUCCCUGAGUUGGGUAAAGGGUUGCACUCUCUUUUGAUAAAGAAAGAUGUAAUUUUGGAUCCAUUUGUGAGUGUUGGUCUUAUUGAUAUGUAUUGCAAGUGUAAUUUAACCAAGGAUGCGAGGUUGAUCUAUGAUCUGAUGCCCGGGAAGGACUUAAUUGCAUUGAAUGCUAUGAUCUCUGGUUAUUCGCAGAAUGACGCAGACGAUGCAUGCCUAGACCUUUUUACUCAGACAUUCACCCAAGGAAUUGGAUUUGAUCAGACAACCUUACUUGCCAUUCUCAACUCUGCUGCGGGCUUGCAGGCUGCCAGCAUCUGCAAACAAGUGCAUGCACUCUCUGUGAAGUCGGGAUUUCUGUGUGACACCUUUGUUAUAAACAGUCUUGUUGAUUCUUAUGGAAAAUGUACCCAGUUGGAUGAUGCAGCUAGAAUUUUUUACGAGUGCCCUACUCUGGAUUUGCCAUCUUUUACCUCUCUCAUAACAGCUUAUGCUCUACUUGGUCAAGGUGAAGAAGCUAUGAAACUGUAUCUGAAGUUACAAGAUAUGGAUCUCAAGCCAGACUCAUUUGUUUGCAGUUCUCUCCUAAAUGCAUGUGCAAAUUUAUCAGCGUACGAACAAGGGAAACAAAUACAUGCUCAUGUGUUGAAGUUUGGGUUCAUGUCAGAUGUGUUUGCUGGUAACUCUCUAGUUAACAUGUAUGCCAAGUGUGGAAGUAUAGAAGAUGCUAGCUGUGCUUUCCAUGAGGUUCCUAAGAAAGGUAUCGUUUCAUGGUCGGCAAUGAUUGGAGGACUUGCCCAACAUGGACAUGCGAAACAGGCACUUCAUUUAUUUGGUGAGAUGUUAAAAGAUGAUGUAUCUCCAAAUCACAUAACAUUAGUUAGUGUCCUUUAUGCCUGUAAUCAUGCUGGCUUAGUUGCAGAAGCCAAGAAGUAUUUUGAAACAAUGAAAGACUCGUUUAGGAUCGAACCAACUCAAGAGCAUUAUGCAUGCAUGAUUGAUGUCCUGGGCCGAGCAGGAAAACUAGAUGAUGCUAUUGAGCUCGUAAAUAAGAUGCCUUUUGAAGCUAAUGCAUCUGUCUGGGGUGCACUUCUUGGUGCUGCAAGAAUCCAUAAGAAUGUAGAGGUAGGAAAACAUGCUGCUGAGAUGCUUUUUAGCCUUGAACCAGAGAAAUCUGGCACUCAUGUUCUCCUUGCAAAUAUUUAUGCAUCAGUUGGGUUGUGGGGAGAUGUCGCAAAAGUAAGAAGAUUUAUGAAGAACAGUAGAGUAAAAAAGGAACCUGGUAUGAGUUGGAUUGAAGUGAAAGAUAGUAUUUACACAUUUAUAGUAGGAGACAGAAGCCAUCCACGAAGUGAUGAUAUAUAUGCCAAACUGGAGGAACUGGGACAGCUAAUGGCUAAAGCUGGUUAUGUUCCUAUGGUAGAUAUUGAUCUCCAUGAUGUAGAGAGGAGACAAAAGGAGAUUCUUCUCUCCUAUCAUAGUGAGAAACUAGCUGUUGCAUUUGGGCUGAUUGCUACACCUCCUGGUGCUCCUAUUAGAGUGAAGAAGAAUCUUCGGAUUUGUUUGGACUGCCAUACAGCAUUCAAGUUCAUUUGUAAAAUUGUCUCAAGGGAGAUCAUUAUUAGAGAUAUUAACCGGUUCCACCAUUUCAAAGAUGGCUCUUGCUCAUGUGGGGAUUACUGGUGAUACUUGAAUGUGUGCUA
Molecule: messenger RNA, 2868 nt
Organism: Solanum stenotomum
Lineage: Eukaryota; Viridiplantae; Streptophyta; Magnoliopsida; Solanales; Solanaceae
Product: putative pentatricopeptide repeat-containing protein At5g52630
Exons: 1
Coding region: 95-2851 (918 amino acids)
Biological process (GO): RNA modification
Molecular function (GO): RNA binding; zinc ion binding; protein binding
Source: RefSeq, a predicted model, not a curated record